AUAAGGUAGCUCAAGAGAGGCUGCUCUUGCACUUUUGUUUUGCAGCUAUUGCGCACAAGAGUACUCGUUAACACUGCUAUCAUUUUAGAAGUGAGAGCACUUCAUUACAAACAGCAAAAUAUUAAUUCCCACUGUUAGCAUAUCUGAAAUAUCGGACGUGAAGAUGAUUUUCGACAAAUUGAAAAAGUUUUUCAUCAUCUUCGACUCUCCUGAAAUCGACACCCCUCCCGUAUUCAGCAGCGGGGAUGUAGUGUCCGGUAAAGUGGUCUUGGAUCUUGCAGGGGAGAGCAAAGUGGAGUCGUUGAAGUUGCACGCCGAAGGUUUUGCUAAAGUACAUUGGACUGAGUCUAGAAGUGCCGGAGCCAGCACAGCCUACACGCAAAACUACAGCGACGAAGUGGAAUACCUCAAUCGGAGAGAGGUGCUUCUGCAAGCAGACAAUGGCGACUUAACUGUUCUACCAGCUGGACGGCAUGAAUUCCCCUUCAGCUUUCAACUGCCUGAAGAGACACUGGUGACCUCAUUCGAAGGAAAGCAUGGCAGCAUUCGUUACUGGGUGAAAGUGAAACUGCACAGACCCUGGACCACAGUAAAGAAAAUCAAGAAGGAGUUCACAGUUAUUGAGCCCAUUGACAUCAACACACCAACCCUGCUGGCUCCCCAAGCUGGUACGAAAGACAAGCUGGCACGAGUAUGGUAUCGCAAUUUUGGGCAGGUGUCAGUGACAGCUAAGAUUGACCGGCGGGGAUACACACCAGGCGAGGUGAUCCCCGUUUUUGCCGAGUUUGAUAACGCCACCUCUCGGUCAGUGAUGCCCAAGGCCUACAUCAUCCAGACGCAGACCUUCAUCGCCAGGGGCACCAUGAAGCAGAAGCGCUCUGUGGUGGCCACGCUGUGCGGCGACGCCGUGGGGGCUCGGCGCAGGGAGAUCUGGCAUGGCCGCGCCAUCAAGAUCCCUCCCGUCGGACCCUCCAUCCUGCACUGCCGCAUCAUCAAAGUGGAGUACAUGCUGAAGGUGUGCGUGGAUGUGCCCGGGACAUCCAAACUGUGCCUGGAGCUGCCCCUGGUCAUGGGCACCAUCCCACUCCAUCCCUUCGGCAGUCGUACCUCCAGCGUCAGCAGCCAGUACAGCGUCAACCUGGAAUGGCUUCGCAUGGCCAUCCCGGAGCAACCUGAGCCUCCUCCGGAUUACAACAGCAUUAUCACAGAGGAAGAGGCCGAGCAGAACAUGAGGCCCCCUGAGGCUGAGGAGGACUUGAGCAGCGUACUGGAGCGCCCCUUCUUUACCUACGUCCAGGAGUUCCGCUUCAGGCCCCCUCCAGUGUAUUGUGAGGUGGACCCACACCCUCAGCCAAUCAACAUGAGACCACGCUGCAUGACAUGUUGAACGAUUUGCCCCAACAGAGUUGCAAGCGAUGACCUGACAGAAAUUAAGCAGAGAUUAAACCUAAGAGAUUAGUUUUCUCCUGGAACUCUCUCCAGACCUGGAACCGAGCCCCAGGAAAUUGCCCCAGCUUUGGGUUGGACUGGCACGCGACACAGAGAGGAGUGCGAGAGUGGACAGAACCUGAGCGUGGGAAGUUCCUCUGAAAGGGAAGAAGGACAGGAAACGUGAACAUGAACUUUCCCCUCAUCCUGUCUUCCUCAGUGAUAGGCUCCAGUCAAGGCCUCAAAGCUGCAUUUUGCCCCACCGGUAGUUCACAGACAGUUCUGUGCAUGUGUGUGGGGGGGCCAGGAAACAUUGGGAGAUCAUUUCAUGGGUGGAGGUGGAAAAAAUGCUUUAAAAAAACCUGUGGUCUUCAGUACUUCAGUACUUAUUUUAACUGCAUAAACCAGUUGCCAGCUUGUCUUUCUGGUCAAAGGAGCCACAUGCUAUCCAGGGUUUGAAAAAAAUUUAUCAUCCCCUCCACCUUAUCCCUCAGCCAAAAAAUGCCCGAACCUGCAUUUUUUAAAAACGCGCAAUGUCUUGAAUUGUAGCCCCUCUGAAAGUUUCAAUGAUGGGAUAUGCAAGUAAAGAAAUCAAAGAAUGGGUCACAUAUCUAAGCAAUGUGAUUUUGAUUAGAUGCAGUGGUUUCAAAGCCGGUCUAAUCAGCAGGUUUUAAGGUAGGCUGCGCAGGGGAAAAAUGAGAGAAAUGGAAAAUCUAGAAAAGCUUCUAGUAUCUGAAAGUGAAUGACAAGCACUGCAUGAGAUGUGUUCAGAAGCAUCGGUUGUCUUGCCCCUCUGGUGAGGAGAGAUGGCCUGUAAAGAUUUGUGUUUGUAAAUCAUCAUAAUGGAAAAGAGAAGUUGAGCGUAUGUUGAAAUAUUGUUCUUGUGUUAUAACUUUAACACAAGGCCUAUAUGCAGAAAUGGCCACAUGCCAUACUUCUUCCUCAGAAAAAGGGGAAUCUAGAUGUUCUGAUUCUCUGUGCUUGGGCAUACCAAAGAUACUAGCUUUAUAAAUCGCUGUUUACACCUCUUAACAGUGGAGAGUGGAUUAGAAUUGCAGUCAAUGCUGCAGAAAGCACAAAAGAAAAGCUACUUUUUGGAGAACCAAAAGUGUGGAUGUCCGAGCCAUGUUAUUGGUGCAGUUGAUUUGAUCCAGGUGCCUUAUCAAUGUACUACAGUGUGGUUUGACUAGUACAGGAAAGUUGAUCAAUGGUACAUGAAGCUAUAACUUGAUGAUGAUGCCACUCUGAAGUAUAAUGCAAUACAUUCCAAAACUUGGAGGCUUGUCCUCUUCUCCACAUCAUCAAGAAAUGUGGCUUGCGGUCACUGACAUUCACCUGUUGUGAUGUGCAUGGCAUUCAUCUUAAACUGAAUGUAUUUUAUAUACUUGUUUAUGUUGAAUUACUGAACUUGCCAAAGAUUUGUAAUUUUUUAAUUUUUUAAAAUAAACUAUAUAAAAUAUA
This is a messenger RNA of Anguilla anguilla (European eel), 2889 nucleotides long. It is a transcript of the gene arrdc2, whose product is annotated as arrestin domain containing 2. Gene Ontology annotation, cellular component: plasma membrane; cytoplasm. The transcript is spliced from 8 exons. Gene Ontology annotation, biological process: protein transport. Bases 164 to 1387 code for a protein of 407 amino acids. Lineage: Eukaryota; Metazoa; Chordata; Actinopteri; Anguilliformes; Anguillidae. The record is from RefSeq and is a predicted model, not a curated record.